GCCUCUCAGCAUAGCAGACCCGGAGCGCGCGCGGUCAGGACGCACGGUCAUGCACUGUCUCGCGCUCUGACCCGGAGCUCGCGCGCGUGGUUUCCUCCAGUUUCUCGCGGUGGUAUGAAUAACAGUAGUAGUAAUAGUAAUCAUUAUUAUGAUGAAUAAUAAAUAGUUUCUCCUGCGGCGGACAUGCGCGGAGCAAACGGAGCAAAAAUAAAAGAAGCUGCGGACAGAAGGAGGAGAAUGUCGGUAAUCCGUUAGACACGGAAUGCAAAGAAAGAGGAGCGCGUGCAGACAAGUGGCGCAGAAAUGCAGCGGUGUGACAUGUUCUUUGUGGUCCUAGAAUGAAAAAUAGUGUUCUAUGACAAAGACUUGAUUGAUGCAUUGUGUGUCAUCUCCACCCGAGAAACUCCGGACGCACUGAUUUGCCAGAAAUAAUCAAAUACAAUUCAAAAGAAAUUACAGAAAGAAAAACCAAAUCCAGGAACGAUGCUGAACACACACAAUUAUGGAUUGCAUGGCUCGCGCUCUUGUGCAUGGAAGUGUGUGUGCGCUCGCUGGAGGUGACGGUCAGCCAGAGCAGCGUGCAGGUGGCCAGAGGCCAAGCGGCCAUCUUGCCCUGCACUUUCACCACCAGCGCCGCCCUCAACAAUUUGUACAUCAUCUGGAUGGUGACGCCGCUGGCCAACGCCAACCAACCUGAGCAGGUGAUUAUUUAUCAGGGCGGUCAGGUCUUCAGCCUUGCUAACCGUAUGAACAAUCGUGUGGGUUUUGUGGCCACGAUGCCCAGCACCAGUGCCUCCAUCUUCAUCAACAACACACAGUUGGCGGACACAGGGACGUACCAGUGCCUCGUCAACAACCUGCCCGACCGCGGGGGGCGCAACAUCGGUGUCAUCGGCCUCACCGUGCUCGUCCCUCCAUCUUUACCCGUGUGUCGCAUUCAGGGUUCUCUCGACGUCGGCAGUGAUGUCACGCUGCUCUGUGGUUCCGAAGAGGGAAUUCCGACACCAACGUACUCAUGGGAGAAACUCGACUCCGUGCCCAAACUCCCUCUCGGUGCCAUGCAAGAUCAGAUGCAGGGCACGGUGAGUCUGAAGAACAUCAGCGUGGGGACGUCGGGUGUGUACCAGUGCACCGCCUCCAACGCCAUCGGCACCAGCACGUGUCAACUCAACCUGCAGGUGGUGACACCUCAGCCCCAGAGCGUCGGUCUCAUCGCUGGAACCGUCGUCUCCGGUGUCCUCGCGGCGGUGAUUUUCGCCCUGCUGGUGAUCGUCACGCUUUUCUACUGGAGGAACAAAAACCGCUACGAAGACGACGACAUCCCCAAUGAAAUCAGAGAGGACGAUCUUCCUCCAAAGAGGUCUUCGUCGGUGAAGGCGUUCCAGGCGGACGCCUCGUCCUCGGAGAACGACACGCUCACCUCCACCAACACCUACAACAGCCGUUACUGGCACAACGCCAAAGCCAGCUACGACGCCAACUCCUACACUCGCUACGAUGGGCAAAGCUUCACAACUGGGGGCGGGACUGGUGGGGGAGUGGGCGGAGCCUACGCAAACGGUGGGCACACUCUCCCAGCUCCCAAGACUCUGGUGGUCACCGCCAAUUCUGCGCCCAUUGUGACACGCAGCAACGGUUCGCUGAGUCAUCGAGCUCCACCAGCCACACCCCCACCUCCUUCUGGCUCCGCCCCCACACAUGUGCCGAGCCGCACACAUUCGUACGCAGUGAGCCAGGCAGUGCUGGAACGCAUGGGCGCCGUGCCCGUCAUGGUUCCCGCUCAGAGCAGGGCGGGUUCUCUGGUCUAACACCAACCUGAGAUGGACAAACUGAAUUUUUACAAUUCUUUAUACAAACGAUGCCAUCUCUUUUUUUUCCAUUAAUGAACUACUGAUUUUACUCUGUGAGGGUUUUUUUUUCUACAUUAGCAAAUUUGCAAUAAUAAUAAUAAUAAUAAUAAUAAUAAUAAUAAUAAUAAUAAUAAUAAUAAUGGCUGUCGGGGAAUCAGGAGGACGGCGUACACAGCUUUGGGAACGUUUUUGGAGGACAUUUGGAACGUGUCCUUGAUGACAUGCAUGUGCAUCUCGAUUGCACAAUGACGUCAAUUUUCAGCCGCCAUUUUUACUUACAUUGACGCAAGAUUUUGAAGCAAUGGUCAUAAAAUUUUACCGUAAAACACAACACUAAAACGAUCUCAUUAUAUUACCAGUAUAAACAAAAUGGAGUUCCAGAAAUCCACAUGUACAGCCUGGGGGCGUAAAUAAGAGAUGUGAAACAAACUUUUGAUUUUAGUUGCUUUUGAUUUACAAAGUAAUGUUUACUGUUUUGUUUCUUUGUUUUUUAGUUGUUUUUUUUUGUUUUGUUUUGUUUUUGUUCGGACAAUAAGUUGUGACAAAAUACAAAAAGAAUCCGGCCAAAUUUUGACUAAUUAGAGGAAUCAUCGGCAAAUUUAAACAUUUAGAAUGAUUAGCAUUUGUUUAAGCAUAAAGAUUAUAAGGUUAAGGUUAGCGUUCGUACUUCGUAUUUCACAACAUCGAAACUCGGCCGUUUGGCUUCUCAUUCGUUAAAAUGUGCCUGAAUUUGCAAGUUGGAAACGAUCGCUUCAUUGUCCAUUAUACUGCAAGCGGCAUUCUUCGAACCAAGGAUGUUUAUGUCAAAAUAUUUAUUUAUUUGACUUCCUCUUAAACUGGACACACCUGUUGUCGUCGAAUACUUCCUUUUUUUACAAACUUUGGCUACUUAAAAAAAUUGUAGUAUAUGAUUUUCACAUAGUCGAGUUUUAAGUCAUAAAUGACUUUAAUGAGUCCAAGUGAAGCUAAAAACCUUAAACAGUAUUACUUAAGUUAAGGAUCUAAGGCAAAGUCCAAGAUUUUACAACUUCCACGCGUCCUGCGUACGGUCUCCGCAAAUUUAACGUAGCAAUAAAACUCGCCAUUUAUCACAUACGCCAUUUUUCAUACAUAUUUUCAACCCCCCGCCCCCAAAUUAAAACAGCGGAUGAAUCGUACAAAUCUGGAACGAUUGACGGUUUUCGUAGGUAUCUUUCGAACCGUCGAUAUUAUAACGAACCCCAUGGAAGCCCCACCCCCUCUCUCGGUAGGAUUUGUGACACAUCCUUGCUUUGGAGAAUGUUUUGAGUUUGCUAAUAUGAAAGAAAAUCUAUCAGUGUGUGGUCCACUUAGCUAGACGGGUGUCAUCAGUUAAUCCGAAUUAUUAGGAAUUCCUACAGGUUCCAACUGAAAGAGCUUUUCUAGCAUUUACAUCCGGACUAAAACAGACUUGUCUCUGCCUUACACGGACGGUAACGUGAAUAUACUGCAUUUUUAUAAUGACAUUUUUCGACCACUUCAGGGUGGGCAGGUCUGAAACGCUUCGUGCAAGUGAUGUAGUGUAUGACUCGUCACUUCAGAGCAUUGUGCAGUUUGAUGCUACAGCUAUAAACAUAGCUUUUAUUCGUCAGAUCGUAAAUUUGACGUUAAUAAAGGUAGUUUCACUGACGGUGUUUUUUUUUUCUUUUCUAUAACAUUACGAGAAUUCCUUGUGUAGCGAUCAUAGCUACCAUAAAAACACAGAAAAACUGACACACUAGCAUAAUACAAAACUUUUCACAAAAGAUAAAUAAAUAAAAAAGACCAUUUAGAACGUAUUGGUCACUUCUUAUAGUCCAGAAUAUAUGGUAAAAUAAUAAAAAAAAAUUUCAUUCAAAUGAUUCAUUUUUAAAAUGAGACAUUCAGCAACUUUCUCGUUGGGUUUUUUUCGUGUUUUUUUUUUUUUUUUUUUUUUAAUUUAUUUUUCGAUUUUAUUCAUUUCUUUGUAUUUUUUUUAUUUAUUUGACUGUUUUGAACCCAAAACAGAAGAUUAAGGGUUAAGUUGAAGAAAAAGAUUUUUAAUUUAAAAUAAAUCAAUCAAUCAAUUCGGAACACUAAAAUGACAGCUUAAGAUGCCUCCUCAAUAACCACAGCUAUAAUAAAUAAAUAAAUACAUACAUACAUAUAUAAAUAAAUAAAAAUACAGUAUGUCUUUGCACCGCGGUAUUAUUUUCCUCACAUUCUUGAUCCGUCUUAAUCCUUUUUUAAUUUGAGUCUUAUUGAGCGACGAGUCUCUAAUUCAACACUACUGAUAAGCCUAGCCAUAGCCUACCUCUAAAAUAACUUUAAAUAAAAUAGCGUAUGCUUAGAUCGUUUUUUUAAUAAUCACUUCUCUCUUUUUUUUUUUUUACUUUGUGACAUGAUAGAAUAUGAGAAUAUGAGAAAUGCGUCAAUAACAAUGAACUAAUGAGCGUGUAAAUCAAUUCAAACCGAAACCCAGUGCAGUAGGUGCUACAUCGAGGCGUAUGAGACUGUACACUGAUUCUAUUGUAAGAAAUUUGACAAAAAAACAAACAAACAAAAAAAAAAAAAACAACCUUUAUUGAUUAAUUUUUUUUUGAUUGAUUGUUUGGUUUUUACUGUAAAUAUUGUAAGUACUUGUAGUAUGGAAUAGAAAUUAAAACACUUUUGCCUAUUA
Messenger RNA from Ictalurus punctatus (channel catfish), 4506 nucleotides. RefSeq names its product immunoglobulin superfamily member 11 (gene igsf11). Bases 531 to 1808 code for a protein of 425 amino acids. The record is from RefSeq and is a predicted model, not a curated record. Gene Ontology annotation, cellular component: cell-cell junction. Gene Ontology annotation, biological process: homophilic cell-cell adhesion. Lineage: Eukaryota; Metazoa; Chordata; Actinopteri; Siluriformes; Ictaluridae. Gene Ontology annotation, molecular function: ionotropic glutamate receptor binding. The transcript is spliced from 7 exons.